AUGGCGGAGCAGGAAGCGAAGAAGGAGGAGCAGGAGGCCGGCACCCUGCUGGUGUGUGGAGCCACCGACUUCUAUGGCAUCGGGCGCACCAAGGAGGUCCGCCCGGAGUACCCCAACCUCUCGGUGCCGCACAGGCUCAAGGCGCUCGAGGGUGUUAAAGUGGCCUUCAUUGCGGCGGGGUCCUCCGCUUGCCACUCCAUCAUCGGCGACGUGAAUGGCGUGUGCUACACAUGGGGCCGCAACGAGAAAGGCCAGCUGGGGCUGGGCGACACCAUCAAUCGCAACAACCCCACUGUCGUGGAGGGGCUGCGCAACAAGAAGAUUGUCGCGGGGUCAGCCGGCAAGAGCCACUCCGCCGUGGUGACCGCCACGGGCGAGUCGUACACCUUUGGGCUCAACCAGUACGGCCAGCUGGGCACGGGGCAAGUGAAGAAGCUCAAGGGGGCAGAGGACAUGUCGCUCACGCCGCAGUUGGCGCUGGUGUCCAAGUGCGGCAAGGUGGGGUGCGGCGUGGACUUCACGAUGUGGCUGUGCGACGGCAAGCUGUGGUCGGCGGGGUGCCCGCAGUACGGCCAGCUGGGCCACGGCACCGACCACUCGUACAACGCCGCCGACAGCAGCGUGAAGAUGGUGUUUGAGCCGCAGCCGCAGCCGCGCAUCAUCGCCUCGCUGGCGGAGAAGACGGUGACGCAGGUGGCUGUGGGGUACAACCACACCAUCGCAGUCUGCUCCGACGGCGGCGUGUGGACCUGGGGCUUUGGCGGCUACGGCCGGCUGGGCCACAAAGUGCAGCAGGACGAGUUCAAGCCGCGGCUGAUCGAGGCGCUGACGGGGCGCAUCACGGUGCCCGCAAACGCGGUGGUGGCGGCGGGUCAGACCGCCUCCUUCUGCACCAUCGUGGGCGGCCAGCUGUUUGCGUGGGGCAAGCUCAAGCCCUCGGGCGACAACCUGAUGUACCCUGUGCCGUACGAGGGCCUGUCGGGCUGGAACAUCAGGAGCCUGACAUGCGGCAGCAGCACCUUUGCUUGCGCGGCGACCUACGGCGCCGAGAAGUCGACCAUCACGUGGGGCCACUCCAACGGAUACAGCGAGCUGGGCUACGGCCCCGCGGGCAAGAAGAGUUCCGCCAACCCGGACAAGUGCAUGGCGCUGGAGGGGGCGCAGACGCUGCAGGCGCGCCUCGCCGCUGGCCGCUGGCCCCGCAGCAGGCGGCAGGGGGUUGCCAUGGGCUUUGGCCACAGCCUGUUCCUGGUGAAGGAGGGCGAUGCCAAGGCCGCCGCCGCACCCGUCUGGGAGGCGCCGUGCGAGCGCGACGAGUCUGCGCCCACCGCGGGCGGCGGCACCAAGCGCAAGCCGCCCGCGGCGUCCGGCGGCGCAAAGAGCGGGGCAAAGGCCAAGGGAAAGAAGAAGUGA
Messenger RNA from Chlorella variabilis, 1413 nucleotides. RefSeq lists its product as hypothetical. Bases 1 to 1413 code for a protein of 470 amino acids. Lineage: Eukaryota; Viridiplantae; Chlorophyta; Trebouxiophyceae; Chlorellales; Chlorellaceae. The transcript has 9 exons. The record is from RefSeq and is a predicted model, not a curated record.